Argentina anserina (silverweed cinquefoil) is the source of this 736-nucleotide messenger RNA. RefSeq names its product early light-induced protein, chloroplastic-like. NCBI's taxonomy places the organism in Eukaryota, Viridiplantae, Streptophyta, Magnoliopsida, Rosales, Rosaceae. The record is from RefSeq and is a predicted model, not a curated record. Bases 1 to 609 code for a protein of 202 amino acids. The transcript is spliced from 3 exons.
AUGACGUUUUGGUACCUUGAAUCUACAGUGGAUGCAACAACUGCUAUGCAAUCGAUCCUUGGCAACUCCGUUGCCUACGGAGCUGGCGGCAAGAACAGAUCACUGAACCUACCGGGUACUGUUCCUGCUAGUUAUGCAGUAUCAAUCUAUCUCCGUGUGCGCUCUAUGGCCGAGGAUGGUCAAAAGAAGCAACCAACAACUGUAACAAAAGCGUCCAAGAAUCCAGAGCCAACUGCAGCUCCUCCACCUUCACCUUCUCCCCGUUCUCCCAAGCUUUCAGACGUGUUUGCAUUCAGCGGACCGGCACCUGAAAGAAUCAACGGCAGGCUGGCAAUGGUGGGCUUCGUUGUGGCUCUGGCUGUCGAACUAUCAAAGGGGCAAGAUGUGUUUGCUCAGAUAUCCAGUGGCCCCGGAGUACCAUUGUUCAUCGGCACUAGUGUUUUGCUAUCAGUGGCCUCCCUGGUUCCUCUACUGAAAGGAGUGGCCGUGGAGUCCAAAUCCGAUGGGAUCAUGAACUCAGAUGCAGAGCUCUGGAAUGGAAGGUUGGCCAUGUUGGAUCUGGUGGCUUUGGCCUUCACCGAGUACGUGACUGGCAGUACCUUAGUGUAGAUCCUCUCAUUGCUCAUUACAUUUCACAUGCUAUUUGACUAUUUGCUCGAUAGCUGAUAGCCACCCUGUAUUUCAUAUGUUAAUGGACAUAAAUAAAAAGAGUUUCAACUAUACGGUAUCCGGGUUU